Molecule: messenger RNA, 1441 nt
Organism: Bubalus bubalis (water buffalo)
Lineage: Eukaryota; Metazoa; Chordata; Mammalia; Artiodactyla; Bovidae
Product: protein C19orf12 homolog
Exons: 3
Coding region: 35-799 (254 amino acids)
Source: RefSeq, a predicted model, not a curated record
UCUGUCUCUUGAUUCUGCUUCUCUGAUUGCAGACAUGGCCACCUACACCACCUCUGAUGAUUCUUCACCCAUUUUAGAGACCUUCACUAACUCACGGGAAGACAGCAAGACUGAGACUAACAAAUAUGUCACGUUUCCCUGGGCGGACAGUACCCUGUAUUAUCCACAAGGCUCCUCUCGUGAUCGAAUCUUCCAGUCUGAGCAAGGGAAAUUAAAGAGCUUCACUGCCCUCUCACAGAACAGAAAGAAGAACAUCAGUGACCACUCUCGAUUUGAAGCUCAGGUUCCUGUGAAAAAUAAAGACCCUCAGAGGAGUUUGAAGACCGUAACACCCCAGAGGACCCCCAGAGGAUCCCGAGAGGAUGGGGCCUACGUGCCUAGCAUUGAUGUAGCAGUGGAGGACAUCAUGAGGCUGCUGUGCUCCGUCUCUGAGAAGAAGAAGAUUAAGGCGGCCUUCAAGUACUCCUUGUUGGGUGGCCUAGUUACUGGGACUGUGGCCGCUGUGGGUGGUUUGGUGGGUGGUCCACCAGGAUUCGCCAUUGGGGGAGCCGUCGGGGGUCUGUUAGGUGCAUGGAUGACGAGUGGAAAGUUUAAGCCAGUUCCUCAGAUCAUAAUGGAGCUACCAGCUGACAAACAGGAGAGGCUCUUUAUCAAUACCAUUGCCAUCCUUAGGAACCUGUCCUGGACAAAUGUCGAGCAGCUGACCAUGCUGGUCAUGGGCAGUAAGACCCUGAAGAAGCAGCUGGUGGAUAUGCUGAAUAACUAUUUCAUCAAGGAGCUGGGAUUAGAAAUGAAGUAGGACAAGUACUACAAUACUUGUCCUGGGAAGCAGUACUCUGCCCUGGGAAGCAGCGUCCAUUUGGAUGAUUCCAAAUUUGUUAUGGUUGAUGUAUAACUGAUUUGCAAUGUCACAGUUUUUUGUGGGGGUACAGAAAAGAUAAUUUACUUUUUCUGCAUUGAUGGAUGACCAUCCUGGGAGUGCAGUGAUACCCAGAGUAAAAGACCGUUUAUCCUUUUUAUUGUUACUUACUAAUCACAUCCUUUGAAAAAUUCUCAAAAUUAAUCAGAAAGAUAAAUAGAACUCAAAGAGUGGACAGUGUAGGGAGGAAACCUGCAGAAUAUUUCUAGCUCAGGGAUUCUCUGAUUCUAACAUAAUUGACUAAAUGGCAGAAUUCAUAUAAGCAUAAUAUACUAUAAACUAAUAAAUGAAAAUUUAAGGCAAAUUAGAGAUAACAUUCAAGGAAGCUUGCAAUUUAAUCCUUUCUUGGUUCCCUCUGAUUUAUCUCAAAAUGUCUCUUUCUUUUCCAUCCAACAAUAUAGUAAGUUUUAGGUGGGGGGUCUCAUGUUUUACUCAUAUUUGUAUUUGCAUCUAUGUUUAGCCCAGUGCUCCAUCUGUCAAAUCAGUAAAUAAACAUUGUGCCAAACUCACUUUCUACUUACA